CUUGGCGACACCACAGUGACGUUGUCUCUGUGCCAACUCCGAAACAGACUGAAGGAUGUUUCAGGAGAAGCCUAUUACCCUCUACUGGAAGACGAACAGUCAAGUCUGCCCCAGUCCAACAGCAGCAAUGAGCUGUCGGCCACCGUCACGCUCCCUCAUCAUCCGAGAGAGAGACACUGAGUACCAGCUCAUCCGCAUCAUCCUCUUCGACAGGCUGCUCAAGGCUUAUCCUUACAAGAAGAACUCAGUGUGGAAAGAGGCCAGAGUGGAUAUUCCCCCGCUUGUUCGAGGUCUGGCAUGGGCAGCACUGCUUGGCAUAGACGGAGACAUUCAAGCCAUCGAGGUGGACAUCCCGCGCUGUCACCAGUAUGAUGAGCUGCUGUCGUCUCCUCAGGGCCACAUCAAGUUCAGGCGUGUGCUGAAAGCCUGGGUGGUCUCCCACCCUGACCUGGUCUACUGGCAGGGUUUGGAUUCACUGUGUGCCCCGUUCCUCUACUUAAACUUUAAUAAUGAAGCCCUGGCAUAUGCCUGCAUGUCUGCCUUCAUCCCCAAGUACUUGUACAACUUUUUCCUGAAGGACAACUCUCAUGUCAUUCAAGAGUACUUGACCGUCUUCUCCCAAAUGAUUGCCUUCCAUGACCCAAACUCAGCAACCAUCUAA
Pseudoliparis swirei is the source of this 661-nucleotide messenger RNA. Its product is annotated as TBC domain-containing protein kinase-like protein. Gene Ontology annotation, biological process: activation of GTPase activity. NCBI's taxonomy places the organism in Eukaryota, Metazoa, Chordata, Actinopteri, Perciformes, Liparidae. Gene Ontology annotation, molecular function: GTPase activator activity. The transcript is spliced from 9 exons. Bases 56 to 661 code for a protein of 201 amino acids. The record is from RefSeq and is a predicted model, not a curated record.